Molecule: messenger RNA, 8937 nt
Organism: Echinococcus granulosus
Lineage: Eukaryota; Metazoa; Platyhelminthes; Cestoda; Cyclophyllidea; Taeniidae
Product: Muscle M-line assembly protein unc-89
Exons: 34
Coding region: 1-8937 (2978 amino acids)
Biological process (GO): homophilic cell-cell adhesion; synapse organization
Cellular component (GO): plasma membrane; axon; neuronal cell body
Molecular function (GO): axon guidance receptor activity
Source: RefSeq, a predicted model, not a curated record
AUGUCAAACAGUGGGCUAGCGGGCCAGAAAGCCUGCCCGCCAAAACCAGCAACGGCGUAUGCGGCCGUACACACAACGCGGAACGUGCAUGUGCGCGCGUGCGGACGUGUAGGCAGUAGGAUGGCUAGGAGUGACCUUUACACGGCGUUCCAGCGUCCACCCUCGCCCCUCACCCUUUCCGGUGUCAACGCCACGGAGGCAGAUAAGGUGGAGCUGCAGAAUUUCUACCGAAGUCAAAUUCAGUUGAAUUUAGAACGACUGCAUCACUUGGAGGGGCAAUUGAAUAGCCUCCAGUCAACCAGACAGAUCUGGCUCUCUUGGGUCGAGAAAUGGAACGACUUCAGGAAUUCCGCCAGACAGCUUGACGAGGCCAUGACUAGUUCGCGAACGCGCAUCGUGCAAGCACCGCGACCGCAGAGCGUGCCGGCAGUGGAAGCCGCUCUGGCAGAGCACACACGCGAUGGUGACUAUGUCAACCAGCUAAUCGCCGAGGUUAAUGCCAAGGCCAACACCCUCGCCUCACUGGUUGGCGCAGAGCCCACGGCUACGGACGGGCCCUCGCGGGUGCGCCGGUAUGUGGAGGUACCCUACACCACGCCAGGCCCUAGCGAUGCGGAGCUGGCGAAAUCGGUGAGAUCGGAACUCUGCAUUGCCACCGCGGGUCUGGAGAUCCGGUCCAAGGACUGGGAGCGCGUCUUCAACGCACACAAACACACACUUGAGGAGCGUGCCAAGCAACUGAGCAGGAUGACGGAGAUGGAUAAAGUCGAACGUGAUCUUCGGGAUGCAGAGUCAGAAUUUCAGCGCAUCAGCAUCACGGUUAAUCUCGAUUCUCCGAUCACACAAAUUGAGCGCGCCGAUGAAAAUCUCCGCGUUCUUGAGCUUCGAAUACCGGACCUGCAAAGCCGCGUUAAGAGCACGGCCUACCUUCCCAGCAUGCAGUUCAUUCGCGGACCCUCGGAUCUACUAGAGAUCAGUGGCGUAGAUGUGCCGAUGUUGGAGGAGAGGCAACGUCAGCUGGAGACCCGCGUGUCAAAUCUGGUCACUGGAACUGCCAAAUGCCGAACGGAGGUGAAUUUGACACUCCAAUUGCUUCGUGCUGUGCGAGACGCGGAGAACUGUCUCUCGUGUCUGACGAUGGACCUGGGAAGAAGCAGCGACCGCCUGAAGAGUCUUGCACCCGAUGACCAAGUGCAGAUGCGUCAAAUAGUUGCCGACAUUGAGACACAACGAGACCGAGCUCAGAAAUAUGCCGAUCAACACGUGCCACAGCUACAAACGCUUGUCGCUCAAUUCCCAGAUGACCGAGCGCGAAUCAAGGUACAACCAAUAAUUCGACGCUUCCAGGAUUCUACAGAGGCGUUGUCAAAGCUGGUGCAAGAUGUGCGAGUGCGAUCGGAGCGGUUGGUUGACCUCACUCGUCUUCAAGGCCCUGUGGUAGAGGCUGUGGAGUCGGUGGCCAGCCACCAGAUGCAUCUGCCCCGCCCCAAGCCCCCCACCAUCCUUAGGCCGCUAUCCAACAUACAUGUGGUUGAAGGGACGCGAGUCGCUUUGACGACUAACUUCGAUGCUGGUAUUCCACAAGGAUAUCCAGAGACCGUGGACAUUGAGGGCACAUGGCAUAGAGAUGGUCUUCCGGUGACCACCCCCGACUACCGCACGAGAAUGGAUCAGCACUCAGCGAGUCUUACAAUCGAAGAGGUCUUCGGGGAUGACUCCGGCGUAUUCACAUUCCGAUUGAAGACGCCCUUCGGGGAGGUAGAGACCUCCGGUUCUCUGAUGGUCUCAGAGACCCACAAAUCGAUUUCCUCAGCUGACGAGGAAAUGAUAACUCCGACCAAGCGACGCAAACCACAGCAGGCUCCUUCAACUUUUCCACCGUUUGAGGAAGAAACUGGAGAGGCUCCGAGGUUCACAAGACCACUUAGGUCGAUGGAGGUUGGAGAAGAUGAACCCGUGAUGCUAGAAUGCCAGGCAACUGGGAAUCCAGUACCAACGAUCGCGUGGUUUAAGGAUGGCAUCAGCAUUGACAACAGUCCCGAAUACGUUGUUUUCGAAGUGAACGGUUCUUGUGCCAUUAAGAUCCGCAAGACUAAUGCAUCCAUUCAUGAUGGCAACUACACUUGUAGAGCAAGGAACGACCACGGUGAAGCCAUUACUACCUGCCAACUUCACGUCAGGCCCAUUGAACCUCCUCGCAUUGUCUAUCCUCUCUCCGAUAAGCAAGUUCCUGAGGGUCAAUCGCUUGAACUUAAACUCACCUUCAAGGGUACACCACCCGUACGCGCCGAAUGGUACGUCAAUGGUGUGCCUCUGGAAUCCACACAGAGUUCCGCUAUCCCGAACAUUUUUGGUGACAAAGCAAUUUUGAAACUGCCAGCAACAUACCAACAGGAUGUUGCCCAAUAUACAUGCCUGCUGAGAAACCCUGCAGGAGAGGCGAAGAGCUCCUGCCAGGUGGAUUUGCGAUCACGACGCGUCGAGAGGCCAUUGAAUAUCGAGGAUUUAGUUGACGCAGCGUCAGUGCAACCUGCACGCCGGCCUCUUCCACAGUCACCCCUACAAGAUGGAAAGCAGUCACCCAUUGCAAGCUCCCCUAGACUUACAACAGCUCCAGCUAGGCCAGAAUCUUUUGACCAGGGAAAGGUUUCGCCUCGCUCAGUCUACUCUCCGGUCAGUGUGGAGGCUAGACCUCCGUGGAGAGCGACUUCGGUGCCUCCACAAUUCUCCAGUAUCUAUGGGACUGAGCAUCGUAGAGACCUACUCGCACCUAAACGAACAUUCUCGCCUGGUCAGUUGCCCCCGCAUUUCACUCAACCACUGCACAAUGCUGCAGCCACGGAGGGUCAAAUGGUGCGCCUUCAAUGCCGGGUUCUUGGCCGACCUAAGCCACAAAUUGACUGGUACAAGGACGGCGUGUCUUUGACUUCUGCGCCCAAUUACACUGUUCGAUCGGAGGGUGACAGACACUGCAUCGAGUUUAGUGACAUCUACCUAACCGACCAUGGCGAGUACACAUGUGUUGCAACAAACCCUGCUGGCGUGGCGAAAACCUCAUGUCGAAUGGAUGUUGAACCAUUGUCAAGCGGUGAUGAAUCGGCCGACCGACCACCUCAGAUCGUCAAGUCCCUUCCACGCUAUUUGACAAUCAACGAAGGCGAGGGUGUAACCUUGGAGUGCAGCUUUGUUGGACGUCCAGAACCAUCGAUAACGUGGUACAAAGACACAGUGCCUCUUCAGGCAUCACCCAAUGUCGAGAUCUCGCAGGUGGGAUCCACCGCCGUACUGAGCAUGACUGAUUCAAGCAUCCAGGACGCCGGCGUAUACAGGGCUGUUGCCUCAAACCGCGUUGGUGUCUGUCAGUCUGAAAUCCACGUAAACAUCCUACCAGCAGACAAAGGACCCAGACCUAUGGAUGCUUCACCCUUCCAUGAGGGCCCUCCACGAUUUACCAAACCUCUUCGCGACAUUUACAUGGAAACUCGCUCACCGAGACUCUCACGCCUCGAUUGCUUCGUUUUGGGCAUUCCGCGACCGACUGUUGAAUGGCGACACGCCAACCAUAGGAUCGGGCCUGAAGACCGACGCUACCACAUCACCGCUGAUAGACCUCCUGGCGUGCAUACUCUCACCAUUGUUCAACCGAGCCAGGACACUGCUGGUCACUACGAGGUUUUAGCUGAGAAUAUUCAUGGAAGCGCCACGUGCUCAGCUACUGUCCACCUGCCACGCAAAUGGUCCCUUUCCUCACUAUCUCCACAUUCUCCGGUGGUUUACACAACACUGCCCCGUCAAACAUCACCGUGGCGACAGAUUAGCCCGGCUGAUUCGGUGCACGUAAUCCCGACGUAUGCUACAGCGACUACUCGGCGCUUCCUGCGCGAGGUCUCUGAGCCGCCGGAGCUGCGCAGAUACACCUCAACGACACAACUGCACGUCAAUGAACGGCACACCACGCCACCUGUGCAAUUCACUUUCCGUUUACCUCCAGAGAGGGCGAUGAGCAAAGUAGAGGUUCUGCGACCCAUUGAAUCAGUGCCUUCCCCAAGACUGCAAAUUAGGCAUGCUAGCAGUCUCACAGUGCUGAACAAGAUGCGAGUGUGUCCCACAGUCCCGUUGCAGGAGACGACCGUGCAACAUCAUGUUGCCAGUCACCCGCGUCUGUCUCCGGGCUACGUUUCUACCGAGGACCUAAUGCGACCUAUUGAGGUGGUUCCGAUGGUUCCUGUCUACGAGACUCGACAGGUUCUAGAGCCUCUACAGCUCAAACCUCUUAGAAGAACCGUAUCACAAGACAGGUUCAAAGUAUUGGUUGAGGCUCCUAUUUCAGCCCGUCCUGUGCUUGAGUCCAAUAUGGCGACCGAGGUGGUUCACCACAAGACCAUCCAGGUGACCCCCAUAGUUCCGAUCUACCGAACUCAACGGGAGGCCUCUGUAGCCAGCCAACCUGCCUUAGAACCUGGGUACACUAGUGAAGGCGAAUUCGAGCACAACAUAAGUGUCGUGCCGAUGAUUCCAAGCUUCAAGACAGAAACAGAGCGCUCACUGCCUGCUCGUCCUUCUCUAGAAACCGGGUUUGAAUCGAAAACUAGUCUUGAACGGCAAAUGGAGGUUCAAAGGGAGCUAAAAGAACUGCGUUACAAAACGCAAAUGGAGCGACCUGUGCCAGCGCAACCACAACUGUUUCCUGGAUAUGCAACCACAAUGGAUGUUGAACAUUCUAUGGACGUUGUCCCGUUGGUUCAAAAACCGGAGGAACGAUUCCAAACAAGCUAUUCCACCGACGUCAGCGUUCAGUACGUUCCCAUUGAUUUGGUUGUCGAACUUCCAACACCUCCGAAAUUCGUUAAACAUCUCAACAAUGUUGUUGCUGAAGAGGGAUCUCAAGUCAUUCUAGAAGGUGUCGUGAGUGGCAAACCUACGCCCGCCAUUUCGUGGUUCCGAAAAUCCACUCCUCUCACGGAUUCCCCCGACUUUCGCCUGGAAUACUGUCCAGAUGGAACUGUUAGGCUGACUCUUAGAGAGAUUUGUGAAGAAGACAUCGGACCCUAUCGCUGUGAGGCUUCAAAUAUUGCCGGAACGGCAGAAAGCUAUGCAUACUUGACCAUUACUGCUAAAGCAGUGGCUCCAAGGUUCAUUAAACCUCUUGAGAAUACCACCGUUCUGAGUGGGAAUGUCAUACGUUUGACUGUCAAAGUUGACGGGCAUCCGAAACCGGAUGUCAAGUGGACUGUCAACGGUCGUGAAAUCACCAGCUCGCCUGAUUUCGUAAUUGAGGAAGUCGCCGACGGUGUGCAGUCUUUGACGAUUCCGCACGCUCUCAAAACUGAUACCGGUCGUUAUUCUGUGAUUGCAAAGAAUGAGGCGGGAGAAGCCAUCACAUCAGGAAUUGUCACUGUUUUAGGAUCGUGGCCUCCUUCAACUAUGCCAUCACCAAAACUCGCUGGAGAUGAGAUGACCAGGACUGAGGUUACUGUUCCUUUGGCUUCACCGACUCCAGGACCCACAAUUGCACCCACUCCGGAAGCUCCAAAGUUCGCCAAAAUAUUGCCACAAUGUCGAGUGGUAGAGGAAGAAACACCCAUAGUUCUGACAGUAGAGGCCAAAGCUAAUUCGAUGCCUUUCCUGCAUUGGUAUCGAAAUGGGAUUCCUCUAGAAACCGGACCGAACUACAAGAUCUCUCAAUUCGGUCCAUAUCUCGAAAAUGUCAAUGCCAUCCAACCAGAACCAGUUAGAAUGGUAGGUGAACUAGAAGUACUGAGAGCAGCUCCAACAGACGCCGGGUCGAUCGUCUGUGUUGCCGAAAACCCAUACGGUCGCGCAGAGACAACUAUGACUUUGGAUGUGAUUCCUAAACCGGAAUCUCUGCAACCUGUUGUCCAACCUCCAAGACAAGCCAAUCCACAGAAACCCUGGUUCACCAUUCCCCUUCAACCUGAUCUCACCCUGCAAGCUGGAAGUCCGCUCACUCUCACCGCGGAGGCGAUGGGUAAUCCGCUUCCCUUCCUUCACUGGUAUCGUGACGGCCAACAGCUGGAUUCGACUCCUGAACACGAUAUAACCCAGGUGGGACCGGAACUGGCUAAACCUGGGGACCUCUUAGACAGCCCUGUCUCGAUGACCGGUCGCCUUGUAAUAAAUGAACUUUUCCCGACUGACUCUGGCACCUAUCAGUGUGUGGCAGAGAAUUCAGCUGGACAAGCUGAAACCUUUGUAACACUGAAUGUCUUUACGCCACCAGUUAAAAAACAAGGUCAGCGUCCGCAGUUUGUUAAGCGAUUAACUCCAACCGUUCAGUGCAGAGUGGGCGAAACGGUUGUGCUAGAAACAGAAAUAUCCGGCCAACCGCCUCCACGUGUUUCUUGGUACCGCAGCGGAAUUGAAAUCUAUCCAGAUUUCAAGUACCGAAUGGAAGAAAGCCCGAACACUGGAAUAUACAGACUUGUGAUCCAGUCGAUCGAGCAAGAGGACAUUUGUGAGUACACGGUGCGUGCUUCCAACGAGUACGGAUCGGUGGAAUCAAUUACUCGACUUACCCUCAUCCAAGAGUACACCGAGGUGACUCGCAUUGACUUACCUGGGACUCUAGCACCGGUUACUAUGGGAGUUCCCUAUGCACCCACAGAAAGGACGCAGCUAGAUGUCCAAGUAGAGGGGGCGUUUUCUCCCGUUGUCAUGGCUGUGGAGGUGACGAAACCUCUCCAACAUCUUAGUGAAUUAGAGAUGGAAUUAAAGAAAUCACCUAUGGAAUUUCAGCCCAUAAUUGUGGAGUUUCCACAUCCCGACAGAAGUGGUCAACCGGCGGUGUUCAUUCGACGGCUUCCUGACUCUUUAACACUGGAUGAAAAUGUUCCCGCAAGGAUUACCGCUCAAAUGUCCGGCAUUCCAUUGCCUUCCGUCAGCUGGCUGAAGGACGGACAACCUCUCGUGUCGAGCAACAGAGUAUUCACGUCCGUCGAGCCUAACAACACGUUGGUAUUCCAUUUUGCCCAACCAAGGCCCAUUGAUGCUGGAACCUAUACAGCCAUUGUCACUAAUCCAUUGGGUCAUGACUCCUCCUCCGUGCAGGUCAACCUCGGUGCCCUUCCAGAGCCCAAACACGACGAACCCAUACUAGAACUCAUGGGCGUUCCACCGAGCUUCACAAAGGCUCCAUUUCCUCUUCUAUCACUGGCGGAGGGCCAGGCAGAUGUAAUUCAGUCCCCGGGCAUAUUUUCCUCGCUGGAGGGAACUCCAUUAAGAUUUGAAGUUCAAGUUCACGGAGUUCCAGAACCUAAUGUUUCCUGGUUUUUAAAUGAGCAUCCAGUGCACUCCGAUUUUAAGCACAAGAUACUGACACUUCCCGACUCGGUUCAUUGUCUCACCUUGGAGGCGCCAACAUCGCUCACUGAUGGUGGAACCUAUCGGUGUGUUGCCAGCAAUCCCUUGGGCGUUAAGGAGCUUGUUUUCCCUGUUACGAUUGAACCUAAGCCUCAGCAGGUUACUGUUCCGCCAAGAUUCCUAAAGAAGCCUGCUUCUAAAAUUGUUACAGUGCCAGGACAGCCCCUUCUACUUGAAGCUGCUUUCGAGGGAGUUCCUGCACCUGUAAUCUCUUGGCAUAAGGAUGGAAGACUCAUUUCUCCCACUGAAGUUUCAAGUGGCCGCAUCCAGGUUCUUGUCACAGAAAAUUCAACUCAACUGUCUGUCGCUGAGAUCAAACCUGAAGAUGUUGGGACUUGGCAGUGUCUUGCCUCUAGUACUGCUGGGUUGGCGACUUGCCGAACUAAACUAGACCUAGAAGUCCCAAAGCCCGUAACCGAGGAACCACAGAAGAUGCUUUUCAUUCCAAAGAAGCGUACUUCUGUCUCAGGGCCAAGUGACUCACCCUAUCCAGAAAUUAGGCAGGCUCCAAAAUCUCUCGAUGUAGUUGAGGGGAACAGUGCUCGGUUCUCAACAAUGGUAGUUGGAACUCCACGUCCUUUGGUUUGCUGGUACAUCAAUGGUGUCCUUGUACAGCCCACUGUUCCCCUUGAGAUCAGUUCAGAAGAACCUCGAGAAUCAUCACAUUUUGAUGGCCUUCUUCAUCAUCUUGAACUUCGCAACUGUCGACCCGAGGACAGUGGUGUCGUUACGGUUGAGGCUCUUCGUGCUGAUGUUUCAGAGGGCGCUGCGAGGACCGAACCUAAUGCUGUUGUCACUGCAUCGGCUAACCUGAGAGUACUACCUGCCCCUGGAAAGAUUCCACUCCUACGGCCUGUCCAAAAAAUCCCGACCCAACAGACCAAGCCUUCACAACCGCCUGUCAUUAUACAGGGACCUAAAAACGCUGAGGUUCAAGAAGGUUCACCAAUUACUUUUGCCUGUCAGGUGGCGGGAUCGCCAAUGCCUGAAGUUACUUGGAUCUAUAACGGGCAGACUGCAAUUCAACCUUCAGCAAAUUUCCAUCCCAUAGUAACACCCGAUGGAAAAGCCUCUCUUCGUAUUGAUCAUGUUCGGCCCGAAAAUGCCGGUGAAUACAAGAUUCGAGUAACCAAUCAAGAGGGUUCGGUUGAAAAAUCAGCCCGACUCGAUAUAAUAUCUGAUGAAAAGGCACCCGACUUUACAACACCGUUUCCAGAAGAGAUACUGAAACUUCCUGAGGGCACUUCCCUCACACUGGACGUCGAAGCAGUCGGAAAGCCAACACCGCAACUUGUUUGGAAGCGAGAUAGUACUCCAUUUGCUCCAACGCCUGAAAUCCAAAUUACCCAAUUGACCUCCACUCACCAUCGUCUAGAAAUACUUGAACUAUUUCAAACUGACAGCUCUGAAUUCAGUGUCGAGGCGUUCAACAAACUCGGCAAGGCAGUUACAAAGACAAAGUUAAUUGUACUACCAGCUGUGAAAGAGCAGCCUCCGGUCUUCUUAACGUGUCCACCUGAACAGCUCACUGCAUUUGAAACCGCUACUGCUCAGUAA